AUUUGAUUUAAGAUCAGCUGACUGUCAAAAGUAAACAAUCGAUUAAAAUUUAAAGUCAACCAGAAAAACACAAAAAAAAGCGUAAAAUGAACGGUGUAAUAUUAGCGGGUUUAGGUUUAGCCGCCGUAGGUUUUGGGGCGCGCUACGCUUUAAGGCAAAUGCCAAACGCAGCCAAGACGUUUAACGAAGCAAUGAAAAACCUUCCAAAAUUUGAAGAAUCUGCUGCGAACGCCAAGUACUACAAAGGAGGUUUCGAUCCUAAAAUGAAUAGAAGAGAGGCUGCUUUAAUUUUAGGAGUGAGCCCCUCGGCAAACAAGGCAAAGGUUAAAGAUGCAUUUAAAAAAGUGAUGGCAGUAAAUCACCCAGAUAGAGGUGGAUCUCCUUACAUUGCAUCGAAGAUUAAUGAAGCUAAAGAUUUCUUAGAAAAACAUUCAAGAUAAGUAGAAAAUGAUAAGCAAGUAAAUUUUAUUGUAUGUAUAAAAUCUUAUAUACUGUAAAUAUGACUAGAGUAGAUUUAAUAAAUUAUUUUGAGAA
This is a messenger RNA of Anthonomus grandis grandis, 534 nucleotides long. RefSeq names its product mitochondrial import inner membrane translocase subunit TIM14. The coding region runs from base 87 to 440 and encodes 117 amino acids. Gene Ontology annotation, cellular component: PAM complex, Tim23 associated import motor. Gene Ontology annotation, molecular function: ATPase activator activity. Gene Ontology annotation, biological process: protein import into mitochondrial matrix. The record is from RefSeq and is a predicted model, not a curated record. Lineage: Eukaryota; Metazoa; Arthropoda; Insecta; Coleoptera; Curculionidae. The transcript is spliced from 3 exons.